Messenger RNA from Gasterosteus aculeatus aculeatus (three-spined stickleback), 2457 nucleotides. Its product is annotated as EH domain-containing protein 2. Lineage: Eukaryota; Metazoa; Chordata; Actinopteri; Perciformes; Gasterosteidae. The record is from RefSeq and is a predicted model, not a curated record. Gene Ontology annotation, cellular component: cytoplasm; plasma membrane. Gene Ontology annotation, molecular function: calcium ion binding; protein binding; GTP binding. Gene Ontology annotation, biological process: endocytosis; endosomal transport.
UGUGGUUACACCCUCUCCACCCUCUCUCUCCAUGUGCUGCUGCAGGAUGGAGCAGACCGCUGUGAGAAUCUGAUAAUACUCCGUUUGCACAUCCUUCGGCUUGGUGUUAGAAGCGUUCACACUGAGAAUUCAGGAGCAACGAUUCAUCACCAUGUCCAUCCGGAGGCUCAGGAGCGACCCCAAAACAGUGGGCGACGUGAAUUUGGUCACAGGGGAACUGAAGAAUCUUUAUUUCAAGAGGCUGCUUCCCAUAGAGAAACACUAUUCCUUCCAUCACUUUCAUUCUCCGAGCUAUGAGGACGCAGAGUUUGACAACCAACCAAUGGUCUUGGUGAUAGGUCAGUACUCGACAGGAAAGACAACUUUUGUCAGAUAUCUCCUCGAAGAAGAUUUCCCUGGUAGCAGAGUUGGGCCAGAGCCGACCACCGACUCCUUCACUGCCCUCAUGCAUGGAGAGGUGGAGGGAGUCAUCCCCGGCAACGCCCUCACAGUGGACGCGAAGAAGCCCUUUCGCCACCUGGACCCUUUUGGAAAUGCCUUUCUGAACAGGUUUCAGUGCGUUCAGAUGCCAAAUAAAGUCCUGGAGAGCAUUAGCAUCAUCGACACACCGGGCAUCCUGACCGCUGCUAAGAGAAAACUGAGCCGUGGCUACGACUUCCCGGCCGUGCUGCGCUGGUUCGCGGAGCGCGUGGAUCGGAUCAUCCUGCUCUUCGAUGCACAUAAACUGGAGUUCUCUGAUGAGCUCACCCGGGCCUUCGGGGCCCUGUGCGGCUAUGAGGACAAGUUGCGCGUGGUCCUCAACAAAGCUGACAGGGUGGACUCGCAGCAGCUCAUGAGGGUGUACGGCGCCCUCAUGUGGUCUCUGGGGAAAGUGUUUCGAACACCGGAGAUCCUCCGGGUUUACGUUGGAUCAUUCUGGUCGGAGCCCAGGCAGAUGUGUGACCACCACCAGCUGUUAGAGAUGGAGGAGGAGGAUCUUUUGGCCGACAUAAGGAACCUGCCCCGCAAUGCUGCCCUACGCAAACUGAACGACUUGGUAAAAAGGGCCCGCUUAGUAAGGGCACAUGCUCAUGUUAUCAGCUAUCUCAAAAAGGAGAUGCCAACCAUUUUUUGCAAAGAAAGCAAGAAGCACAACCUGAUCUACCAACUUCCGCUGAUUUUCACCAAGAUCCAGCAGCGGCAUCGAGUCCCGGCCGGGGACUUCCCCGACUGCACCAAGAUGCAGGAAAAACUUUUGGGGCAAGAUUUCUCCAAGUUCAAGACACUGAAACCAAGUCUGAUGGCUUCCUUGGAUAAACUCCUGACCAGUGACAUAGCAAACCUGGUGCCGUUGAUUCAACGACAAGACCUGAGGAAGAAAUCCCUCCCCGGUGUGCUGGACGGGGAGUUUUUGGGAACAUUCAGGCCUGAGCGUUACAAGAAAGAUUCUCUCAUGGAACUGAAAAAAUCCGGUCGGAGCGGUGAGACAGAUUUUGUCGAGUGGGCGGUGGAGAAAUACAAGCCAAAGCACGAUGAGGUUUUCUUCAACCUGGGUCCACACGGGGGCAAACUGAGCGCCACCAAAGUCAAAGAGUGGAUGACGACCACCCUCCUACCCAACUCCGUGCUUGCUCACAUCUGGAGGCUGUCUGAUGUAGACGGGGAUGGCAUGCUGGACAACGAGGAGUUUGCUUUGGCGGCCCAUCUUAUUGAGGGAAAGCUGGAGGGCCACUGGCUCCCCCGAGAGCUGCCGUCUCACCUGGUGCCACCGUCGAAGCGGCAAAGUUUAGCCAGCGAGGACAAAGAGUAAAACGGGAAAGGAUACGGUAGAGCCUGAUCUGGUGAUCGCAUAUUAAAAAAAACUAACCCAAUCAUUAAAAUCACCUUUAAAUGAGACUGAGAAGGUGUUAUGCCAUUUGCACGAGAAUCAUCAUGUCCCCAAAAAGAUUGCUGUGAUGGUUUGGAUCUUUUCAUCUGCAGUCACUCAAAUAUCCACCAAAAUGAUUGAAAUCCACCAGCAAUGAUUGUCAGUGAGGUGUAAUUUCACUCUUAAGGUUUGUUUUGCCUUACACAUAAAAGUUGCUCAUAUCUCCCGUAAUCCAAUUGGACUUUUAUCAAUGCUAUUAAAUUUUGUUCAUCACAUCAUGACCAUUAUGCAGUGGGUAUUACGAUAUGGUCGGGGUUGGUACUCACGCAGGUGGCAGAAGCGCCCAUACAGUCCCGGGGAGCACAGGCAGCCUCCAUACAUGCGAUUGCAAUGUCCGUUGUUUGGGCAGUUGCACUUUUUUCUGCAGUGCCUCCCAAAAUAACCCCUCGGACAACCUGCAAAAACACGAAUAAUGCCACUUUAGGAUCGAAUGGAUAAGGGCUACAAUUCUUCUGUGAUUUGUGGAAGUGUAAAGAAGUAUCAUUUUUCAGCCUUGUCAAUUACUUUGCUUUGGUCAGAAAAUCAAAUGAAACUAAAGGAUUUUAAACUUU